UUUUUAUCCGUGUGUGUAUUUUUGAUAUGUUUGGCGUGUGAACAGGACUUUUAUUUUGGUACAGCGUUGUGACGUCAUAAGGCAGCUUCGAGCUCCUGCAUCUGUUGUGACUGGGCUGAAGAAAGAUGGCGUUUAUUAAAGAGGAGAGUGAAGACGUGAAGAUUGAAGAAACAUUGAGAGUUAAACAAGAAGAUACUGAGGAACAAACAGACCUCAUGCCGCUGAAAGAGGAGCGCAUAGUACUGAAUGAAACGGAUGAGAAUGAACAAAAUGAGACUCAUCAUGAUUUUAAAACCGGAGAAGAAUCUUUCUGUUGGCCACAGAUUAAAGAGACUUUCUCACAGAAGACCGCUCAUAAAACAGGAACUGAAAGUUAUUUUACACCUUUUCACUCUAAAAAGAGUUUCAAGGAACAUGAAAACCUGAAAGUCCACAAUGGAGGGAAGACAUUCCCCUGCCAACAGUGUGGAAAAAAAUUUACUCAACAAGGAAACCUUAACAGGCACAUGAGAGUUCACACUGGAGAGAAGCCUCACACCUGCCCUGAGUGUGGAAAGAGUUUCGAUCGUAAUGGAAACCUUAAAGAGCACAUGAGAGUUCACACUGGAGGGAAGCCUUUUACAUGCCAACAGUGUGGAAAAAGUUUUACUCAAAAAGGAAACCUUAACAGGCACAUAAGAGUUCACACUGGAGACAAGCCUUACACCUGCAAACAGUGUGGAAAGUGUUUCGAUCAUAAUGGAAACCUUAAAGUGCACAUGAGAAUUCACACUGGGGAGAAACCAUACACCUGCAAACAGUGCGGAGUCAGUUUUACUCAUGAUGGAAACCUGUACAGGCACAUGAGAAUUCACACUGGAGGGAAGCCUUUCACCUGUCAACAGUGUGGAGUCAAUUUCACACUUCAAGGAAACCUUAAAUCCCACAUGAAAAUUCACACUGGAAAGAAGCCUUUCACCUGCCAACAGUGUGGAAAAAGUUUCAGUAGAAAAGGAAACCUAAAUGACCACACGAAAAUUCAUACAGGAGAGAGUCCUUUUACCUGCCAACUGUGUGAUAAAAGUUUCAGCCGGAAAGGAAGCCUUAAUAAACACAUGACAAUUCACACAAUAAAAAAACUUUAUACAUGCGCUCAGUGUGGAGAGAGUUUCGAUCUACAUGGAAGCCUUAAAGCCCACAUGAGAGUUCACACUGGAGGGAGUUCCUUCAUCUGCCAACAGUGUGGAAAAUGUUUUAGUAAAAAAUCAAACUGUAACAAGCACAUGAGAAAAUUACACAGCAUAUUUUCAACACGAUCUUGAUCAACAUAUGAGAAUUCAAUUGAGAGAACUGUUUUAUGUCAUCAGUAUGGAAGGAGUUUCUCAGACAGGAAUCAUGUAAUAAUGUUAUGAUGUGUAGGAAGCUCAGAAGUGAAGAGCAGGGGCCCGUUCAUGGCUCCAGACGAAUUCUUCCCACUGGUCGCUCUUUUCCAACUAAUAAAUUACAGAAUAUUUAGCAAACACUGAGGAAUGGAUAACCUUAAGAAAAAUUAAAGCAUUCAUAAUGUAAUGUGA
Messenger RNA from Carassius carassius (crucian carp), 1553 nucleotides. Its product is annotated as gastrula zinc finger protein XlCGF8.2DB-like. Lineage: Eukaryota; Metazoa; Chordata; Actinopteri; Cypriniformes; Cyprinidae. Gene Ontology annotation, cellular component: nucleus. Gene Ontology annotation, molecular function: RNA polymerase II cis-regulatory region sequence-specific DNA binding; DNA-binding transcription factor activity, RNA polymerase II-specific. Bases 126 to 1301 code for a protein of 391 amino acids. Gene Ontology annotation, biological process: regulation of transcription by RNA polymerase II. The record is from RefSeq and is a predicted model, not a curated record. The transcript has 3 exons.